Molecule: messenger RNA, 264 nt
Organism: Venustampulla echinocandica
Lineage: Eukaryota; Fungi; Ascomycota; Leotiomycetes; Helotiales; Pleuroascaceae
Exons: 3
Coding region: 1-264 (87 amino acids)
Source: RefSeq, a predicted model, not a curated record
AUGGCCCCAUCAAACGAUGUAUCGGCGCAGGAACAUACAAGCGCCGUGGAUAGUGCUGCCGAUUUGUCUAAGGCCUGGACGGAACUCUUAAAGGGCGAGAAAACCGCAGAAGCGCUUGAAAAGAGUCUCACCCCUCUUGAAAAGAAGAUCGACGAUUUGCUCGCAAGUCUGGAAGAACCCGAGCAACUAGCGGAUGCCGGAGCAGCCUCCGAGCAGACGAAUCCCGAAGGCGGGAGCAGUGAAGAUCAGGGAGGAAAGCCGUGA